Messenger RNA from Ostreobium quekettii, 441 nucleotides. NCBI's taxonomy places the organism in Eukaryota, Viridiplantae, Chlorophyta, Ulvophyceae, Bryopsidales, Ostreobiaceae. The record is from the annotation of a GenBank genome assembly.
GGUGCAGCAACGAGAACCAGUGAUGCUAUGCAGGGUUCCAGGACGCCUACCAUGGGCGACAAAGUUGGAGAGGUGCGGAGGCAGCAGGCUCAGCACAUACAGGAAAUCCGAGAGAUGGAGAGACAGGAGCGGGACAAGGCGGAAGAGCUCAAGAAACAGGACGCAAUCCGCCGUUUGCAGGCCUACAACGAGCGUGAGAAGCUGGCACGCAUUGCAAACGAGGAAAAGCGAAAGGCUGACGAGAAAGUGAAGGAUGAGGAGAGGGCUACAGAAGAGGAGCGAAAGAAGAAAGAGAUGUAUGACAUCAAGAACUAUCCAAGAACUGAAGACUUCUGUAAGAACGAAAGCCUUGGUGAAAAUUUGUGGAGCGGAGCUGCACACUGGGCGUCACGCUGCAGAGGAUGGGCUUUAAACUCAGGUGCAGAGAGACUGAGUGGGUAG